Molecule: messenger RNA, 1116 nt
Organism: Dissoconium aciculare CBS 342.82
Lineage: Eukaryota; Fungi; Ascomycota; Dothideomycetes; Mycosphaerellales; Dissoconiaceae
Product: mitochondrial carrier
Exons: 2
Coding region: 1-1116 (371 amino acids)
Biological process (GO): pyrimidine nucleotide import into mitochondrion
Cellular component (GO): mitochondrion
Molecular function (GO): pyrimidine nucleotide transmembrane transporter activity
Source: RefSeq, a predicted model, not a curated record
AUGGUCGCGGCACCGGCAUAUGCGCAGGCCGGCGAUGCCUCAAUAUCGCCAUCCGCCACCUACACAUCCACUACCGACAGCAUACGGUCCUCAUCACAUCAAAACGACAAAGAUCGACGCCCCUAUGCACAUUUCGUCGGCGGCGCAUUGGGAGGGAUGAGUUCGGCGGUAUUGACGGCACCUUUAGAAGUACUCAAGACUCGGUUACAAAGCACAUUCUACCAGGAUCAUCUCUCAGCGCUGCGAACAGCAAAGGGGAUCCCUCAUCCUAGCCAGAUGAAUUUGGCUCGCGCAUCCGUCCUGCACAUCACCGAAACGAUGCAGAUUCUAGGCGCAAUUCCAAAAGUCGAAGGAUGGCGAGCACUGUUCAAGGGUCUAGGACCAAACCUGAUCGGCGUGGUCCCCGCCAGAGCGAUCAACUUCUGGGCAUAUGGCAAUGGAAAGAGGUUAUACUCAGAGACAUUCUUCCAGGGGCAGGAGUCGACAUACGUCCACAUGCUCGCCGCCGCGACUGCAGGUAUCAUCACCGGGACCGCAACAAAUCCAAUCUGGGUCGUCAAGACGCGCCUACAACUCGACAAGCAAAACGCCUCUGGCGCAGGCCAAGGACGACAAUAUCUCAACGCAUGGGACUGCCUCGUGAAGACGAUCCGACACGAAGGCAUCCGUGGUCUCUACCGCGGUCUCUCCGCCUCAUAUCUCGGCGUGAGUGAAAGCACUCUCCAAUGGGUCCUCUACGAACGCGCCAAAGCCAGCCUCGCCCGCCGCCAAGCGCUCCUCGACGCAUCAAAUCGCGAACCAAACCUCUGGGACAAAACCGUCCAAUGGACCGGCAAGCUCACCGCCGCCGGAGGGGCGAAGUUCGUUGCCGCACUGAUCACGUAUCCCCACGAAGUCGUCCGGACGAGACUUCGUCAAGCGCCGGUGGAUGCGUCAGGCAGGAUGAAAUAUCACGGUCUUCUUAAUUGUCUGACCACCGUGUAUAAAGAGGAGGGGAUGGCUGCGUUAUAUGGUGGGCUAGUACCGCAUAUGCUAAGAGUGGUGCCCAGCGCCGCGAUCAUGUUUGGAGUGUAUGAGGGUGUUUUAUGGGGAUUGGGGGAGAGUGCCGCGGUGUAA